UGCGUCGCGCUGUGUGUCGCAGCUUUGGUGACGUUUUUCCGAAAACUCUGUCCUCCGCUGCGGCCUAGCGCUCCCGUUCCCUCUCUCCCGUCACUUUAUUCGCUCAUGUCCAUCUUUCCGAACCCGAACCGAGCGGGAUCCGCUGCCGUAUGAGGGGGUAAAUACGGGACUGUCGAUUUAAACUAAGUUUUGACCCCGAAAGUGAGUGAAAUUACAGUAAACAGAGUGAGGAAGCGAUGACAUCCCGGAGGUGGUUCCAUCCCAACAUUACCGGAGUGGAGGCUGAGAACCUUCUACUCACUCGUGGUGUAGACGGCAGUUUUCUGGCCCGUCCCAGCAAAAGCAACCCUGGAGACUUCACGCUCUCUGUUAGGCGAAAUGGCGCCGUCACCCACAUUAAGAUCCAGAACACGGGAGACUAUUAUGACUUGUACGGGGGAGAGAAGUUUGCCACGCUAGCUGAGCUGGUGCAGUAUUACAUGGAACACCACGGACAACUGAAAGAGAAAAAUGGAGACGUCAUUGAGCUCAAGUAUCCACUCAACUGUGCCGAUCCCACUUCGGAGAGGUGGUUUCAUGGUCACCUGUCUGGUCGUGAAGCUGAAAAGCUGUUGACUGAGAAGGGCAAGAACGGAAGUUUCCUGGUGAGAGAAAGUCAGAGUCACCCGGGAGAUUUUGUGCUGUCCGUACGGACCGGCGACGACAAGACGGACAGCAGCGACAGCAAACCUAAAGUCACCCACGUCAUGAUACGCUGCCAGCAUGAUUUGAAGUUUGAUGUUGGUGGUGGAGAGAAAUUCGACUCCCUCACAGAUCUGGUGGAACAUUACAAGAAAAAUCCCAUGGUGGAAACGCUUGGAACAGUCCUGCAGCUCAAACAGCCUCUGAACACUACCCGCAUCAACGCCGCAGAGAUCGAGAGUCGGGUGCGAGAGCUCAGCAAGCUGGCAGAGGCCACUGAUAAGGUCAAACAAGGCUUUUGGGAGGAGUUUGAGACGCUUCAACAGCAGGAGUGUAAACUGCUCUACAGUCGCAAAGAGGGACAGCGGCCAGAAAACAAGAACAAGAAUCGAUAUAAGAACAUUCUUCCCUUCGACCACACGCGAGUCGUACUGGACGACGGCGAUGCAAAUGAGCCAGGGUCCGACUACAUCAACGCCAACCUCAUCAUGCCUGAAAUUGAGACCAAGAGCAACAAUUCAAAGUUGAAGCGGAGCUACAUCGCCACACAGGGCUGCCUUCAGAACACCAUCAGUGACUUCUGGAGAAUGGUGUUCCAGGAGAACUCCCGAGUCAUCGUCAUGACAACAAAGGAAGUGGAACGGGGAAAGAGUAAAUGUGUAAAAUAUUGGCCUGACGUGUCCGCGCUGAAAGAGUACGGAGCCAUGCGUGUACGGAACGUUAAGGAGACUUUGGCACAUGAUUACAUUCUACGAGAGCUGAAGCUAUCAAAAGUUGGACAGGGAAAUACUGAGCGUACAGUGUGGCAGUAUCAUUUCCGUGCCUGGCCUGAUCACGGUGUGCCCAGUGACCCUGGCGGCGUGCUGGACUUCCUGGAAGAAGUCAAAAUGAAGCAGGAGAGCAUAACAGGGGCUGGACCCAUCGUGGUGCACUGCAGUGCUGGGAUUGGACGAACAGGAACGUUUAUCGUGAUCGACAUCUUAAUAGAUAUCAUCAGAGAAAAGGGAGUUGACUGUGACAUUGACGUGCCCAAAACUAUUCAGAUGGUUCGAUCUCAGCGUUCAGGAAUGGUACAGACAGAAGCGCAGUAUAGAUUCAUCUAUAUGGCCGUGCAACAUUAUAUUGAGACUCUACAGCGCCGUAUAGAGGAGGAACAGAAAAGUAAAAUUAAAGGACGUGAGUACACCAACAUCAAAUAUUCUCUCUCUGACCUCACUGGAGGAGACCAGAGCCCUCUGCCGCCCUGCACACCUGUGCCAACGCCAACCUGUGCCGAUAUGCGUGAUGACAGCUCUCGAGUGUAUGAGAAUGUGGGACUAAUGCAGCAGCAGAAGAGUCACAGAUGAGAUUAAGAUUCCAGCACCGUUUAAAACACAGGAAGUGUUUGUGUUGUUGCCAGCCGCUCCUGAACGCCUGAGAUGUGACUAUGAAUAUACGGAGAAAUGACACACAUAAAAAAAGAAACAAAUCUAGCGAGGGGUCCACACAAGCUCAGAGACAUAAGGAUGGAGUGAAUUUAAUGCGUAGCCUUUCAACCCCACUCUCUGAAACCACUGUGACUAUCAUGACGCCUUAUGCUAAAUAAACCCAAAACAGCCCCUGCAAAAUCACAUUCUUUUGGGUGUGGACUUCACUCAGAUUCAUCCAGGCUACAUUUAGCACAUGUGGAAAAGCGAUAGCAUUUUUUUUUUAAUCUUUAAAAUCAUCCCUCGUUCAUUUUACUUUGCCUUUCUCUUUUAAACAAAGCAAGAAUACUUUCUGAAAAACAUUAUGAUAUUAUAAUGGAAACAGGACACUGAGUAUCUGAAAUAAUCAUGUUGUCUUUUACUAAAUUUAUCGGGAACAAAACACAAGGGAUUCUCGUCCAUGGAAAGGGAUAUUCUAUAUCUGCGAAUAUUGUUUUAUAUGCAGUAAAAAAGGCCAAUUCAUUACUAGGCGAAUAUCAUUAAAACAUGUUAAAGUCUUAUUUCAACGCCAAAACUUAAAAGAAGACGUAAGAAAUUAUAUUUUGCAUUCAGGAAAUUAAGAAGUGUAUAUAUUAGGACCGUACAGAUUUUAAUUUUAAAUAAAUAAAAAUAAUUCCCUCUAAUUCUCGUAACUGUAAUGCAUUAGAAUGUUUAACUUGUGUGCACUGAAUUUUUUUUUUUUUUUACUGAGUAUAUUUGUCUUGUUUUCCAGUAAAAUAUCUAAACGUUCUUAAACAAGAUACAUUUCCUUGAGCAGAAAAAUUACGUUUUUUUUUUGUCUUGUUUUCACAGAAAUCUUAACACUCGUAACAAGAAAAAAAUAUUUGCAAAUGAGGUAUAAAAAACCCCAUUGACAAAUAAUGUUUUUCUUGUUGAACUCCAUUUAAUUUUGUUAGAUUUUUAAGACUUAAUAUCUUACGUCAUUCUGCUUCUUGAGUAAUUUUUUCUUGGGUUAAAAAUGUUUAAAUAUUUUACAGGACAAUAAGACAAAAAAGCAUUUUUGCAGUGCGUUUUGUUUUUUUAAAUUCCCAUUAUUCUCAGUGGUGAUUGGUGAUUCUAAUUACUAUAGUACAGUAAUUUGUUCUGUUUACAACAAAUACUACCAUGAUGUAUACUUAUUCUACAAUUUAAAUGAUAUACCGGUACAUCCUUUAUCACAUUACAGUAGCGAGAAUUUAAGGGGGAAAAUUCAUUGCUUCAUUGUCAUGAAAAUAUGUCACAAUGCAAAAAAUCUUAAUGGUCCUCAAAAUUGGCUUUCUUUUGAUUUUAGUUUUAAAAUAUAAUCUGGACAUGUUCUUGACAUGUUUCCUGAGAUUCGCUCUACUAAAUGAAACUAAUUGUGCCGGUGCCAUUUUAACGGUAGACUAAAUUCAGACUUGAACGAACAAUCCCUUGUAGUAUCAGGUUGAAGAAUUAAUGAUGUCCCAUUGUGUAAUUUUAGAAGUCCUUAUUUUUUCGUCCUCUGCCUUCACUUAAAGCCCAGCGUCCUUAAGAUUCUGCUCCUAAACAGCAGGGGAACUUAAGUCGGGUCAGGACACCCCUGCUUUUGCCUUUUGUCCCCUUCAAGAGAGAUAUUCUGUGACUGAGGACUUUUUCAUGGGACAAAUCGUCCUGUCCCUGGCUUGUUCUGCGUGCAUCAGGCCAUCCUGCAGCUGUCUUUGCUUGGUUGCAUACCUGUUUAUUAAUUAUUUUUAAUUAUAUUUUACCAUCUUUAAAAGAAAAAGAUAAGCGUAGUACUUGCGCACAGAGUACCGUAUGUGAAAAAGUGACUGAACAUUUGUAACCCUGUUGAUUUCAAGCUUGUAAAGAGCAUUGGAUAAAUUAGGGGUUUGAAAAGUGUUAUUAGGGCCCUCUAUGAUGGACAAACUUGAUUUGUGGUUUAAAAAAAAAAAAGCUUGUAUUUUUUUUUUUUUUUUGCCAAGCCACAAGCCUACAUUUUCUUGCAAUGCUGUCUUCUGAUUUUCUGUUUCUUUUUCUCUUUAAACACUUUAAUAUUUGCUUACUUCACUAAACCAAACUUUUGUCCUUUUGUUGUUUCUUGUUGCAUUCGAUGUCAGCAGUAUUUUGCAACUCAUAUAUUUAAAUGGUUUUCGCAAGCGCUUUUAGAAAGUUAAUGCACCUUUCCUUGUCAUUUCGAACACUGUCAGCAUUUGGCAUCUGCAAAUCUUUCUUUACUUCAUUCACAGCCUUCAGGAAAAAGUGUCUUUGCCAACUUGCUGCAUUUACAUUCAUCAUUUCUAGUCUUGACUUUCUUCACUCAGAACUACGGCUUUUGAAAAUGUGUAAAAACACACAAAAAAUGCUGAGUCGGUGCUCUUUGAGUUUGUUUACUCACAGGCAGCGAGAACAGCCUUUUAGCCCAGGGGACAUAUCGUGUAUCUGGUGUACUGUUGUGUGUUUAUUGUCCUGAAGAGUGCAAGUGUGUUUGUAUCUGAGAAUACUGCUGUUUGCUCUUUGAAGUCCCGUCUUCUGUUUCAGCCAUGCUUUUUUUUCUUUUCUUUUCUUAAAGGAACACUCUGUCUCAAUGAUGUAAAUAUUUACACACAACUGUGUGUGUGUGUGUGUGUGUGUGUGUUUGUGUGUGUGUGUGUGUGUGUCAGUGACCAAUUUAAUAUUUUUCUUUUAAAACUAAAAGUCCCAGUUCUCUUCACCAAGCUACACGGAAAGCAAACUGUCCAAAACAACUAAUACGAAUUUUUGUCAUUGUGAAGAAAACGCAAUGGUUGUUGAACUCAAUGCAAACAAACUAUAUUUUUUAAACUUGUAUAUUGUACAUGAAUAUCUUGUAGAGGAGAAUGUACUUACUAAACGUAUGUAAUUGCCAUUAAGAUAUACUGUAUGUUUAACCCAGCAUCUCUCUCGUGCCAGACAGUUAGCCUUACACAAGCUAAAAGAGUUGAUCGUGUUGUUCUACUAGCAAUGCAAUUAACCAACAUGAACUCAUACAUAACAAUAAACAAGAAGCUCACAACUUAA
Molecule: messenger RNA, 5123 nt
Organism: Myxocyprinus asiaticus (Chinese sucker)
Lineage: Eukaryota; Metazoa; Chordata; Actinopteri; Cypriniformes; Catostomidae
Product: tyrosine-protein phosphatase non-receptor type 11-like
Exons: 16
Coding region: 237-2027 (596 amino acids)
Biological process (GO): protein dephosphorylation
Molecular function (GO): protein tyrosine phosphatase activity
Source: RefSeq, a predicted model, not a curated record